CGGAGAGUCCUUCCUUCUGUUCUCUUCUGGAGUACAAAGCUGCUUCAGUCUUUGUUAUGGGACCCAAUUGAGUCGCCUGCCCUGUGGUUGUUUUGCUUCACUGGAACUGACCCGCAAAGUUUAAGAAGGACUUUUUACAGCCCUUUCCGGAAAAUGACUGAGUCUUUCCUCGCGGGUCACAUUCUCUGAAGGACAAGCUCUCCGCUGAAGGUCCAGACAUGGCAAACGCUUUGGAGGAGAGAGAGCUGGGCACCAACGCCACCAGCCUUGGACCGGACAAUGCCUGCUGCCGUGAGAAUGCUACGGCGCUCAACCUCACCUCCCAGGAGUUCCAGUCCCCAGAUUUCUACGUGGUCCUCCCGAUUAUCUACUCAGUUAUCUGUGCGGUGGGUCUGACGGGGAAUACGGCGGUCAUCUACGUGAUCCUGAAGGCCCCCAAAAUGAAGACGGUCACCAACAUGUUCAUCCUGAACUUAGCCAUCGCCGACGACCUCUUCACCUUGGUCUUGCCCAUCAACAUCGCCGAACAUCUGCUGCACUACUGGCCCUUCGGCGAGGCCCUCUGCAAGGUCAUCCUCUCCAUCGACCACUACAACAUCUUCUCCAGCAUUUAUUUCCUGACCGUCAUGAGCAUCGACCGGUACUUGGUGGUGCUGUCCACUGUCCGGUCGAAGAGGAUGCCGUACCGUACCUACCGGGCGGCCCGUCUCAUCAGCAUCUGCGUCUGGGUGCUGGUCACCCUGAUCGUCUUUCCGUUCUUCAUCUUUGCCAACGUCUACAAGGAUGACUUGAACAUCACCAGUUGCGGGCUCAACUUCCCCAAGCCGGAAAGGUCCUGGUUCAAAGCCAGCAGGAUCUACACGCUCUUGUUGGGCUUCGCCAUUCCGGUGUCCACCAUCUGUGUCCUUUACGCCAUGAUGUUGUACAAUCUGCGGAACAUGAGCUUGAACUCCAACGCCAAAGCUUUGGACAAAGCGAAAAAGAAAGUCACCAUUAUGGUCUUCGUCGUGUUGGCGGUGUGCCUCUUCUGCUGGACGCCCUUCCACCUGGCCACCAUCGUGGCUUUGACCACCGACUUGCCCCAGACCCCCGCAGUCAUCGGCAUCUCCUAUUUCAUCACCAGCCUGAGCUAUGCCAAUUCGUGCUUGAAUCCUUUCCUGUAUGCCUUCCUGGACGAUAGCUUUCAGAAAAGUUUUCGCAAGUUGUUAGAGUGCAGAGCGGCAUGACGCAAAUCCUCCGAUUCCUGACCAAUGUUGGGCUUAGUCCAGUGGUGGGAUUCAGCCGGUUCGCAC
This is a messenger RNA of Thamnophis sirtalis, 1292 nucleotides long. Lineage: Eukaryota; Metazoa; Chordata; Lepidosauria; Squamata; Natricidae. The record is from RefSeq and is a predicted model, not a curated record.